This is a messenger RNA of Habropoda laboriosa, 818 nucleotides long. RefSeq lists its product as uncharacterized. The record is from RefSeq and is a predicted model, not a curated record. The transcript has 4 exons. The coding region runs from base 87 to 818 and encodes 243 amino acids. NCBI's taxonomy places the organism in Eukaryota, Metazoa, Arthropoda, Insecta, Hymenoptera, Apidae. Gene Ontology annotation, molecular function: N-acetyltransferase activity.
GCACAGACAGACACUCUCUUCAAAGGCUUCCUCUCGGUGGUUCCAGCACGUGACACCCCUUAUCUUCCCCUUCAACAACCAGAGCGAUGUCGUUGACCCCCGAUGACCAGUUGGACUACAAACUGCUCACACAAGAGAAGAUCCAGGAGGCUCUUGACCUCCAGGCUGAAACGAUGCUGCAGGAGAACCUGGCAAUAGGUUUGGGGAUGUUUGAAGAGGCUGGAGCACCAGAAGAGAUGAGACUGGUGUUCAAAGAGGUGAUCAAGGACGGUGCAACACUGAUCGCAGUUGACAGAAAGACCAACGAGCUGGCUGCAGUGGCCUUCAACAUUAUCCAUGCUAGACCCAAGCCUGGAGAGGAGGACAAGAUGGAGGUGUUCGUGGAGGAGAACCUGAGGCACAGGUCUACCAGGCAGCUGGUCAAGUUCGUCGGUGACAUCGAGAGCAGCGUGGACAUUUUCGACACGUACAACGUUCACGGAGUGAUGGAACUGUUCUAUCUUGGCACCAAUCCACGUUAUCAGGGCCGCGGAAUAGGCUUGAAAAUGGUGCAGAAGUGCAUCGAGCUCGGUCGAGGAUUGCUGAGUGGAUCGAUGAGGAGAUAUUCGUUCGGCGAUGAUCCUGUGGAGCAGCACACGCGUCCUGAGCUGAUUUACGGCGUGUUCACGUCCAAUUACAGCCAACGAAUCGCGGACACGCUGGGCCUCGAACCUCUGAACGAGGUUCGAUACGAAGAUUUCACUUUUGCUGGCAAAAAAAUGUCUGAGAGGAUCGGUGCUUUUCACAAGACGGCCAGGUUGCAGAUUCUCAAGUUCUGA